Helianthus annuus (common sunflower) is the source of this 689-nucleotide messenger RNA. RefSeq lists its product as uncharacterized. The coding region runs from base 173 to 580 and encodes 135 amino acids. The record is from RefSeq and is a predicted model, not a curated record. The transcript is spliced from 3 exons. Lineage: Eukaryota; Viridiplantae; Streptophyta; Magnoliopsida; Asterales; Asteraceae.
AAAAAAAAAACGAAACACAGCAACCAAGUCAACGUUUUCUUUCUUUCCAUCCUUUUUUCGCUGAUUUUCCGGGAUUCCAAUCUGUUACGCAUUUCCGUUUUAAUACUAAUCACGAAUCCGAACUACAAUCAAAGAAUCAUUCAUCAUCUUCAGUUUUCGGUAACCCAAAAUCAUGCAAAUCAAUCACGAACUGUUGCCAAAGUUUACGAGACCUUCGAACACUAUAAAACCGAAGCCUCCAACCCGUUCAAGUCCGUCACAUCUUCAAAACCACACUCUACUCUCGAUACCCUUUCACACACUGACAACACUCUUUCGAUUAACAUUACAUCCUCGCCGGAGCCGGAGAAACUGGUAUCCACACCGGAGUCUUGCCGAAGAUCGGAGCUCGCCGGAAACACACAUAACCGUGUCGGAGAAGACGACAGGAGUCACGACGGAACUUGCAAAUCUUUGCGUUUCGGAUAAUCACUCUCGUGCAUUUGGAUUCUCCAUCUUUACUUGUGCAUUCUUACCAGAAAUCGCAACGCAACCAUUGUUGAUAGAUGAAGAAUUCAAGAAUCAAGUUAGGGUGGACUAGAAACUCACCUAGAAAAUAAACUAUGGUUGAAAGAUGAUUUAUGUUUUAAUCAUGUUGAAACAAUGUAUUGUUCUUUAGUUUUAAUAGAAUGAUUUAAUCUAUAUUGUCA